GGCGCGGAAGGCAGAGGGGUGGGGAUCUUGGGUGGGCUGCCCCCCUCCCGCUCUGACCCGAUCCACACCCCGCGGAAAGCAGGCGCUGCCAGUUGAAUCAUUCCCCUUUCAGGAGGGAAGGGGGAUAAAGGUAACUAACCCCUUUUUGCGUCAGAAAGCAAAGGGAGAUCUUGGGCAGCUUUGCAGCCGCUCCGUCCCACUCCUGGACCAUGCACCUCUGCAUCUUUCUGCUCGGCCACAGGCGAGGACUUGAUUUCUUGAGCUGAGAGCUAAACUUUGUUGACUUUUCUUCUCCCCAACAACUGAAUCAUGCCAUGUGCCCAGAGGAGCUGGCUUGCAAACCUCUCCGUUGUAGCCUACCUCCUUAACUUUGGGGCCCUUUGCUAUGGGAGCCAAGCUCAGCCAGGCCCUGUGCACUUCCCGGACAGAAGGCAAGAGCAUUUUCUCAAGGCCCUGCCCGAAUACCACGUGGUGGCCCCAGUCCGAGUAGAUGCCAGGGGGCACUUUCUGUCCUAUGGCUUGCACCAUCCUGUCACCAGCAACAGCAGGAGGAAGAGAGAUGUGGAUGGCUCAGAGGACCGGGUGUACUACAGAAUUUCACACGAGGAGAAGGACCUGUUCUUUAACUUGUCGGUCAAUCAGGGAUUUCUUUCCAAAAGCUAUAUCCUGGAGAGGAGGUACGGGAACCUUUCCCACGUGAAGAUGGUGGCUUCCUCAGCACCCCCCUGCCAUCUCAGGGGCACAGUGCUGCAACAGGGUGUCAGGAUCGGGACCGCCGCCCUCAGUGCCUGCCAGGGACUGACUGGGUUUUUCCAUCUACCCCAUGGAGACUUCUUCAUUGAGCCUGUCAAAAAGCAUCCACUGGCUGAAGGAGAGUACCACCCACACAUCAUUUACAGGAAGCCGAGGCAGAGACCUCCAGAGAAGGAGGAACCAACCUGUGGAUUAAAGGAUGGUCUUGCCACCUCCCAGAAGCUGGAGCGACAGCGAGAGGAGUGGGAGAGGAGCCAGUGGCCCAGGAGAAGCCUGUCUCGGCGGUCCAUCAGCAAAGAGCGCUGGGUGGAGACGCUGGUCGUGGCUGACACGAAGAUGAUUGAGUAUCAUGGGAGCGACAGUGUCGAGUCCUACAUCCUCACCAUCAUGAACAUGGUCACUGGGUUGUUCCAUAACCCAAGCAUCGGCAAUGCCAUUCACAUUGUUGUGGUUCGGCUCAUUCUACUUGAAGAAGAAGAGCAAGGAUUGAAAAUCACCCACCAUGCGGAGAAGACACUGUCCAGCUUUUGUAAGUGGCAGAAGAGCAUCAAUCCGAAGAGUGACCUCAACCCUGCCCAUCAUGAUGUGGCUGUCCUCCUCACCAGAAAAGACAUCUGUGCUGGUGUCAAUCGCCCCUGUGAGACCUUGGGUCUGUCCCACCUGUCUGGAAUGUGCCAGCCUCACAGGAGCUGUAACAUCAAUGAAGACUCUGGACUCCCUCUGGCUUUCACAAUUGCCCAUGAACUUGGACACAGCUUUGGCAUCCAGCAUGACGGGAAAGAGAAUGACUGUGAGCCCGUGGGCAGGCACCCGUACCUCAUGUCCCGCCAGCUCCAGUACAAUCCCAGCCCACUGACCUGGUCCAAGUGCAGCAAGGAGUACAUCACCCGCUUCCUGGACCGGGGAUGGGGGUUUUGUCUCGAUGACAUCCCCCAAAAGAAAGGCUUGAAGUCCAAAGUCAUUGCCCCUGGAGUGAUCUAUGAUGUUCACCAUCAAUGCCAGCUGCAAUAUGGCCCCAAUGCCACCUUCUGCCAGGAAGUAGAAAAUGUCUGCCAGACCCUCUGGUGUUCAGUGAAAGGCUUUUGUCGCUCUAAGCUGGACGCUGCCGCAGAUGGGACACGGUGUGGUGAGAAGAAGUGGUGUAUGGCUGGCAAGUGCAUCACAGUGGGGAAGAAACCAGAGAGCAUCCCUGGUGGCUGGGGCCGCUGGUCGCCCUGGUCCCACUGCUCCAGGACCUGUGGAGCUGGGGCCCAGAGUGCAGAAAGGCUCUGCAACAAUCCUGAACCCAAGUUUGGCGGGAAGUACUGCACCGGGGAGAGGAAACGCUAUCGUUUGUGCAACGUCCACCCCUGUCGCCCAGACGUGCCCACCUUCCGGCAGAUGCAGUGCAGUGAGUUUGACACCGUUCCCUACAAGAAUGAGCUCUACCACUGGUUUCCAGUUUCUAAUCCAGCACAUCCUUGUGAGCUAUACUGCCGACCCAUAGAUGGCCAGUUUUCCGAGAAAAUGCUGGAUGCUGUCAUUGAUGGUACCCCUUGCUUUGAAGGUGGCAACAGCAGAAAUGUCUGUAUUAAUGGCAUAUGUAAGAUGGUCGGCUGUGACUAUGAGAUCGGCUCCAACGCCACAGAGGAUCGCUGCGGUGUGUGCCUCGGGGACGGCUCUGCCUGCCAGACUGUAAAGAAGAUGUUUAAACAGAAAGAAGGAUCUGGUUAUGUUGACAUCGGACUGAUUCCAAAAGGAGCAAGGGACAUACGGGUAAUGGAACUUGAGGGAGCUGGAAACUUUUUGGCCAUCAGGAGUGAAGACCCCCAAAAAUAUUACCUCAAUGGAGGGUUCAUUAUCCAGUGGAAUGGGAACUACAAGCUGGCGGGGACCACGUUCCAAUACGACAGGAAAGGAGACCUGGAGAAGCUGAUGGCCACGGGUCCUACCAAUGAGUCGGUGUGGAUCCAGCUUCUGUUUCAGGUGACUAAUCCCGGCAUCAAGUAUGAGUACACAAUCCGGAAAGAUGGCCUUGACAACGAUGUGGGAAAACUGGUGUACUUCUGGCAGUAUGGCCAUUGGACUGAGUGCAGUGUGACAUGUGGGACAGGUGUUCGCCGCCAGACUGCCCAUUGCGUAAAGAAGGGCCACGGGAUGGUGAAAGCUACAUUUUGUGACCCAGAAACCCAGCCCAAUGGGAGACAGAAGAAGUGCUAUGAAAAGGAUUGUCCACCCAGGUGGUGGGCCGGGGAGUGGGAAGCAUGCUCAGCCACGUGUGGGCCCCACGGAGAGAAGAAGCGGACAGUGCUGUGUGUCCAGACCACGGGCUCUGAUGAGCAGGCUCUCCCGACUAAAGACUGCCAGCACCUCCUGAAGCCCAAGACCCUCAUUUCCUGCAACAGAGACAUCUUAUGUCCGUCAGACUGGACGGUAGGCAACUGGAGUGAGUGUUCUGUCUCCUGCGGCGGGGGGGUGCGGAUCCGCAGUGUCACGUGUGCCAAGAACCAUGACGAGCCUUGCGAUGUGACAAGGAAGCCCAACAGCCGAGCUCUUUGUGGCCUCCAGCAGUGCCCAUCGAGCCGAAGAGUUCUGAAACCCCACAAAGGCCCAAUUCCCAGUGGGCGAAAUCUCCCAACAUCUGAGCCAGACCCCCCGCAGCCCAUCCCUCCAACUCCAUCCAGUCCCAGAAUGCUGAGCACGUCCACGGUGCCUGAGUCUAUGAGCACCAGUGCUGGGGCUGUCAGCAGCCCCAGUCCGACCACAGUCUCUGGACAAGGAGACAUGGAUGCCAAAUGGUGGCAGACUAGUUCACACCAAACUGAACCGGGUUCCCAUUAUGUCCUUUCCACCGGAAGUACUUCCCAGCCCAUCCCCACUUCCUGGUCUUUGAGUAGCCAGCCAAAUGAAGGGAAUGUUCCCAAUUCAGACCCUGGUCCUACCUCAGAGGGAGACUUUUUCACCACAACCAUGAGUGGUUCUGAUUUGCCAUCUUCCGGUAAGACUGUGACGUGGCAGGUGACACCAUUUUACGAUACCUUGACCAAAGAACCAGGGAUAGAGAUACACAGUGGCUCAGGGGAAGACAGUGAACAGUCUGAGAUCAAAAACGACAACAACUCUGUAACAUGGACCAAAAUCAGAGUAGCUGGAAAGGAUACUUCAGUGGUGAGAAGUACAGAGAUCCCCCUUGGACCUCCACCAACACCUUAUCUCAGGGGGGCGUCCUUGUGGCCACCCUUCAGCACGGUGAUGGAAGGUCUGCUGCCCAGCCACAGGCCUGCUACUCUCAAAAAUGGUACACCUGGUGCAGAGGUGAUGAUCACUGAAAAGCCAGCAAACACUCCAUUCCCUCUGGGAGGAGACCACCAGCCAGCACCAUCGGAACAUUCAGUCCACCAUAACCCUCCAGAACUUCCAGGCAGCAUGAAUCUAACGCAGGGUUCCGGACCAGUCCUGACCAAGGAAGACGCAACAAGUCUGAUUGCCGAGGGGUUUUUGCUCAAUGCUUCUGACUACAGGGAGCUCUCGACAGGCGGGAGCCCAGCAUACUGGAUUGCUGGAAACUGGAGUGAGUGUUCCACCAGCUGUGGGCUGGGGGCCUACUGGCGAAGCGUGGAAUGCAGCACCGGGAGGGACUCUGACUGUGCCGCUGUCCAGAAGCCCGACCCUGCUAAGAGGUGCCACCUCCGUCCCUGUGCCAGCUGGAGAGUGGGGAACUGGAGCAAGUGCUCCAGAAACUGCAGCGGGGGCUUCCAGAUCCGGGAGAUUCAGUGUGUGGACAGCCUGGACCGCCGCAGCCUGAGGCUGUUUCACUGCCAGUUCCUGGCCGGCAUUCGUCCCCCACUGAGCGUGAGCUGCAACGUGGAGCCCUGUGAAGAGUGGCAGGUGGAGCCCUGGAACCAGUGUUCCAGGUCCUGUGGAGGCGGAGUUCAGAAGAGAGCAGUAACUUGCCCGGGAGGUCUCUGUGACUGGAAGAAAAGGCCCACGCCCACUGCCCCCUGCAACAGCCACCCUUGUUGUCACUGGGUCGCUGGGAACUGGGACCUGUGCACCGCUUCCUGUGGGGGUGGCUUUCAGAAGAGGACCAUCCAUUGUGUCUCCUCAGAGGACAAUAUGACUGAAGACCGAUGCCUGUGUGAUCACGAGCCCAAACCUCCAGAAUUCCGAAAAUGCAGCCAAGAGGCCUGCAAGAAGAGUGAUGAUUUACUUUGUACCAAGGACAACUUAUCAACAAGUUUCUGCCAGACACUGAAAACCAUGAAGAAAUGUUCUGUACCCACCGUGAGGGCUCAGUGCUGCCUCACAUGUUCCCAGACACACGUCGUCCACACCCGAAGGCCAAGAAAGCCACAGUCGUUCAAAAACCCCAAAGCAUUCUAAGUCCAGAAGCAAGCCACCCCCCACCACAGACCACAGCCGCCUGCUGAUUGAUUCUCCCGCGUUCUAGCCCCAGGGACCACUUCAUUGAAGUUUUUCGGGUUCAACUUUGGUUCAAAACAAAAUCCACUGUGUUUUAUUCACCACAGAAUGGCUUUGCGGAAGGCAUGGAUGACAGGCUUGCUACUCCCUGAUAGGCCAGUGAGAUAUCCAGGAAGUUCAGGCAUCUCCUGGACGGGUUCUUGGGAAAGGUGCCAAAUUAGGUAAGUCAGUGACUGAUGUCUUUUUCCCCUUAAAAGUAAAAACAAAGACCCCAGGUUUUUCCCAGACUGCCUCAGGAGUAUCUGGAAAUAGAACCACAUGCAUCCAGGAAACAGUCCUUGAUAAUUACCUUGGUGAAAUCCUUCUUUUUUUCCUCCCUACUUGGGGAAGAUGCUGUUUAAUAUGUAAUGGAAGAGCUUUCAGGAAUAUUCCUUUAAUUCAUCCAGGCGAAGGCAACUUUCUUUAGUCAGUACACAACUGGGGGCAAGGGAGAGAAGGUGCUGGCUGUAUCAUUCAGUCCCUGUAGACUCGUCAUCUGGGCUGUUAAGACUCCCAUGCUGGCCUGGAGACAUGAGAAGAAGAGGAAAAAAGAAAUGGUCAGAAACUAUAGACUUUAAUAAAGGUAAGGGAUUUAGCUUAAUUAUAGGGAAGACAUUCUGACUCAAGGAUAAUUUCUAUGGAAAUUCUUAAAAAGGAAAUGAACAGAAAUUAAUUUCUUGCCAGUGUAAGAAAAGAAACACAGACCUUUAUACUUACCACUUUCCUGUCAAAUACCUUGCCUUUGGGGAAGAGCAGAGGAGUCUUCCCAUCUGACUUUCCUCUCCAGCAUGUUCCCUGCCUCAGUCAUCAACUCAGAGGUCCAACUGUCUUUCUCUUACUGGGGGUUCACACACAACAGCUGCCAUAGUCAAGUCCAUGGUUCCAAGACACUCCUGCCGACCCCAGGACAGAAAACGGGGCUCAAGAUCAAAAUAUUUCAGAGAACCAGGUAAACUGUAUUAAGUACAAGAACUUAAUACAAACUUCAGUCUUGAGAAAAAACAAA
Lutra lutra (Eurasian river otter) is the source of this 6199-nucleotide messenger RNA. It is a transcript of the gene ADAMTS12, whose product is annotated as ADAM metallopeptidase with thrombospondin type 1 motif 12. The record is from RefSeq and is a predicted model, not a curated record. NCBI's taxonomy places the organism in Eukaryota, Metazoa, Chordata, Mammalia, Carnivora, Mustelidae. Gene Ontology annotation, cellular component: extracellular matrix. Bases 310 to 5115 code for a protein of 1601 amino acids. The transcript is spliced from 24 exons. Gene Ontology annotation, biological process: proteolysis; extracellular matrix organization. Gene Ontology annotation, molecular function: metalloendopeptidase activity.